This is a messenger RNA of Gastrolobium bilobum, 656 nucleotides long. RefSeq names its product ethylene-responsive transcription factor ERF017. NCBI's taxonomy places the organism in Eukaryota, Viridiplantae, Streptophyta, Magnoliopsida, Fabales, Fabaceae. Gene Ontology annotation, biological process: regulation of DNA-templated transcription. The record is from RefSeq and is a predicted model, not a curated record. Gene Ontology annotation, molecular function: DNA-binding transcription factor activity; DNA binding. The coding region runs from base 27 to 656 and encodes 209 amino acids. The transcript has a single exon.
CGGAAUCAAAAAACAUAUAACAAAAGAUGGUGAAGCCGACCAUUGGAAAACCCGAGGAGCAAAGCGAAUCAAAGUACAGAGGGGUCCGAAAGAGGAAGUGGGGCAAAUGGGUAUCCGAAAUAAGACUACCCAACAGCCGCCAGAGGAUUUGGUUGGGAUCCUACGACACUGCCGAGAAGGCGGCGCGUGCUUUCGACGCCGCCAUGUUCUGCUUACGUGGCCGCAACGCUAGGUUUAAUUUCCCUGAUAACCCGCCCGAUAUCGCCGGCGGCAGGUCCAUGACUCCCUCACAAAUUCAGGCCGCCGCAUCCCGUUUUGCCAACUCGGAGCCCCACGAGGGACAUUCGGGUCGACCCGCUUCCACCGAAUCGCCCGUGGGAUGUUCGUCGGAGGGCACAAUUUUGCAUACUGAAUCUCCGUCGCCUUCUCUCUCGGAGGGGACUGUCCAAACGGACAGUGACAUCACCAUGAACGGUUCGUUUCCGGAUUUGUUCACCCCGAUCGGGUCGAGUAGUCAUGCAUCCGAUUAUGAGAUUUUUCCGGGUUUUGAUGAUUUUAGCGGUAAUUUCUACGUGCCCGAAAUGCCAAAUGUUAAUUAUGGAGAAGAAAACAUGGAUGGAUUGAUAGUUGAUGACUCUUUCUUGUGGAAUUUCUGA